AUGCCGCACUCAACAACUCUUUCAACGAUCGUCGACAACACUUUAUUCAAUCUCUUGAUCCCGCAUUCGCUAAUUGUAUGUCUCCCCCCUCUAUAUACAAGGCCUCCUCAAUGGACUUUACCCCACCUCCAAAAUACCAAGAGAAACCAACAAACCCAUCACUCUAUCCAAGUUUUACUCCUCAUACUAAAUAGGUUUCUCACCAACGACCAAAGAAUCCAAUACAUUGUUGAAGAUUUCUCACAAUCCCAUUUGCCUAGAGAAUUAUAUGCUGAAGGCCCCAAAAUUAAAUUAAGAGAAAGAGUCCAAUCGUUGGAAGGACCCUAAUGGUCCUAUGAAAACAGGCCCAAAUUGAGAAAAGAUCAAGCCAACCAAGCAAAUUAAUAUAAUAAAAGUAUAAUAGACGACACUGCCAAAGAUAUGACUAUGGUCUAUUUCCCGCAAUGGAAAACACAUUCCAAAGACAAAUGGAAAACUGAAAGAGGAUUUCUCACUACUGUUUAUCCAAAACCUACAGAACCCCAAUAUUUUACCGAUGUCUACAUCGAAGGCUUUGAAGCUUUAGGCGAUUUCUCUAGGAAAUUUGAAAAAGAUGAGCUCAAUCCCAAAGAUUUCAGAUGCACAAUCAAAUCAACUCAUGAACCCAUCCCAUCAAUUUCAAUCAGAAAAGCCAUAUAAGAUAGUGUUUACAACAAAUUAUUUCACUAAAAUUCAAACCCUUCAGAUAUCAGCACCAAUACUAGAUAUCCUAAAAUUUAUAAUAAAUCUAUAAGGCAGGAGAUCAUUUCUAUAGCAAAAAAAGUAGAUUAAAAAUGA
Messenger RNA from Paramecium tetraurelia, 816 nucleotides. RefSeq lists its product as uncharacterized. The record is from RefSeq and is a predicted model, not a curated record. NCBI's taxonomy places the organism in Eukaryota, Ciliophora, Oligohymenophorea, Peniculida, Parameciidae. The transcript has a single exon.